Dreissena polymorpha is the source of this 973-nucleotide messenger RNA. RefSeq lists its product as uncharacterized. The transcript is spliced from 5 exons. The record is from RefSeq and is a predicted model, not a curated record. NCBI's taxonomy places the organism in Eukaryota, Metazoa, Mollusca, Bivalvia, Myida, Dreissenidae. The coding region runs from base 1 to 705 and encodes 234 amino acids.
AUGACGACUACCAGUCUCAACUACUCAGUCUGCUGUAACAAAUUCACAUUUGGAGCUGGGGCCCGUAAGUUGGACCCUAUAGGGAACCGGAUCUACCACACUGCGGAUGUGAGGAGCGAGGCCAUAGUCACUUAUUCCAUAAAGAAGGCCGGUUUCCUUCCAUCGAACUUUACAGGUGAGAUGCACAGCAUCGUGACCAUGGACCCUGAUGUUCCAUCGCCAGCCGUUGGUACCCAGGAACGGCCCCUGUUACACGGCCUCUUCAUCAACAUCAGGGAUGGCAACUUCAGCACUGGGGAGUUGGUUCUCAACUAUUCGGGGCCUGCGCCAUCCGACAACAAGCCCCACUACUACUACUUCAUGCUGUACAGACAUGUCGUCCCAUUGAACGCGACGGCAAUGCCAUCGUACUCAUCUGACCCACGUAACGGAAGGUAUCUGUUUGACAUCAACCGCCUGGUUUCCGAUCACAACAUGACGCUUGUGGGUGCCACUUGGCUGCGCGCGACAACGGACGAUUACGUCACGUACCGCCUCGUUGCUAGGGAACCUGGAAAUGAAGCUUCAUUGUGCGCGAAAUACCCUGGAUAUAGCAAACCGUGCCCUACUUCUGGCAGUACCAAGGCUUUCGUGAUAAACAACGUUCCAAUGCUCGUUGUUGGAUUGUGUAAUAUUAUGUUUAUGGCGUUUUCUGCGUUGCACUGAACACGUGCUAAAGAUGGACACUAAUAACGUCACAAUUCUUAUGAGUUGAAUAAUUUUCUACAUCAAUACAAACCAUUCAUGUAUUAUACUAUAGUAAAGUACAUCUUACUAUUAUAUAUGUUCACUUUUCUUAAUAUGAUAUAUGUAAAUAUGAUAUGUAAAUGAUAUAUGCAAAUAUAAAUGAACUCCAAAAUCAGUUUCAGUAGAAAGUAUAUAUCUUUGUAUGUAAGUCUUAAUAAUAAAACAAUAAAUACAAACAAAAAACGUA